CUCAUCGAUAAUCCGAGCUUAGCUCUAGUCCCUCCACUGAAGUUUCCAGAUCUGUAUAUGUCUGGCAUUGCGUUAUAAUAUUAUAAAGUGACGAUAGAGGAGCGCAGAAUAUUCAAAACAAUACAGGCUUACGGCUCCAUUGCAGUACCAUCGAGGUUUUGUUCUCAUAGCUUCGAGAGCCGCUGUUACAAAGGAUUAGAGGGAGAGAGAGGAAUCGGAUACAUGAGAGAAACAAACGAAAGAAAAUACACGAGAAGAGAAAGAUGGAAAACAGUAACGGAACAGGAAGAGGGAAAAACUGUGACAGAGGUGGCGGAUGGGUAGGAUGUUGCACACGCAAGUAUGAACGAGAAUUGCUCGACUGCCAGAGGACAAUAACUGGGAAUUCAAAAUAACGUCGUUUCGACGCCAUGAUUAUCAACAAUUAAUUUGUCAGCUUCUCAUGGAGAUCGAGUCAGGGGUCAAGUGCAGAAUAACGAGGAGAGAGAUCGAAGUAGAGAACGUGAUCGUAACAGGACAGCGGAACGACAAAAUCGCAUAAAUUCUACAAGCCGUGAUCGUAGUAGAGAACGAAACAAUCGUGGCCGAAAAGCUUCAGAUCGACAAACCUACGUAUCAAACAUUCCUUAUGAUUUUCGUUGACAAGAUCUUAAGGAUUUAUUCAGAACAGAAGUUGGAAAAGUUGCUCAUAUUGAACUUUCUACCGAUGAAAAUGACAAAGCAAGAGGUUGUGGUAUUGUGGAAUUUGAAGAUUUAGACUCGGUAAAAAUUGCUCGGUAGAAAAAAUGCAUCCGUAUGAUAAUAAAGAGGGCUUUGAUGCUGAAUGCGAAAAAUAUUACCGGUUAGCACCAGCUCGUAACAAUGAAAGAGUUCUUGAUGAUAGAUUUAUGAAUCCGCCAGUUCCACAAGGUGACGGCGGCGGUGGUGGUUGUGGAGAUAUCAAUCUUGGGAACACGUAUGGUCUAGAUAUUAGGUUUUUAAAUUAUUUAGGUAUUAAAGAACCUUUAGUUACUAGAGUAUUUGUGGCAAAUCUUCACUGCAUAGUGGAUGAAAAGAAAUUAUUAGAAGUGUUUAAAUUAGCUGGUAAAGUACUACAUGUUGAAUUAGCAAGAGAUAAAGAUGGAAAAUCUCGAGGAUUUGCAAUAAUAGAAUAUGACUAUCCAGUAGAAUCUGUACAAGCUAUAUCGAUGCUUCAUAAUCAGCGACUUUAUGAUAAACGUAUGAUUGUGAGACUUGACAGAGCAAUUGAACAAAAUACGCUACGAAAAUUACCAGAAGGGUUAAAGGGAAUUGGAGUGGGUCUUGGAGUUGGUGGUAAUAGAUUAUUAAACGUAGCUAGAAACAUUUCUAAUAUAGAAGAAAAUAAUUCAUUUGUUUUGAAUCUUAUUUCUCCUCAUGUGUCGGAUGCUAGUGUUCUUGCUGGUAUGAACAAUAUUUUGCCAGCACAGUUAGGAGAUGGAGGUUCGUCUAAUUUACAAGCCUCUUUAGCUAUUGACAACAAUGCAUUUGCGCUGCAAGGCUCAUCUAGAAUGGACAAUGAUGUAGGCUUUGGUGGAAACAAUGAUUCUGAUUGUUUUAACUUCGCUGCUGGCAGAGAUCUUGGCGAUAGAUUCAACAGAGGAGACUACGAUCGUGUACCUGGUGGAGGUGGUGGUUUUGCCGGAAAUCAAGGUUAAGAAGGAGCUCCCAUCAAACACAACAUGGCAAAUGUUGAAAGACAAAUUUCGAGACGUUGGAGAGGUGAAAUUUGCUGAAAUAUGGGGAAGUGACGCGGGCGUGGUACGAUUCACAUCUGAAUGGGAUGC
Messenger RNA from Bombus pyrosoma, 1805 nucleotides. Its product is annotated as myelin expression factor 2-like. Gene Ontology annotation, cellular component: nucleus; post-mRNA release spliceosomal complex; cytoplasm. The record is from RefSeq and is a predicted model, not a curated record. Gene Ontology annotation, molecular function: mRNA binding. Gene Ontology annotation, biological process: regulation of mRNA stability involved in response to oxidative stress. The coding region runs from base 786 to 1676 and encodes 296 amino acids. Lineage: Eukaryota; Metazoa; Arthropoda; Insecta; Hymenoptera; Apidae. The transcript is spliced from 10 exons.